Messenger RNA from Drosophila persimilis, 3232 nucleotides. RefSeq lists its product as uncharacterized. The record is from RefSeq and is a predicted model, not a curated record. The transcript has 4 exons. NCBI's taxonomy places the organism in Eukaryota, Metazoa, Arthropoda, Insecta, Diptera, Drosophilidae. Gene Ontology annotation, molecular function: ubiquitin binding. The coding region runs from base 304 to 2868 and encodes 854 amino acids.
CAAUAAAUUAUUAAAUUUAGUGCAACAUUAAAUAUAAAAAACGAGUGCGUUGGAGUGGGACUGUGCGUGGAAUUGAGUGCGAUAGGCGAAACGAAACGAAACAAGGGAGAAGCCAUAGAAAGUCAAGCCAACAACAACAGUGAAAGGGGAGGGGGCCAAAGCCAAAAGCCACAAAAAUAUUGAGAAUACAAAUUUAAUGCUAAAAUACGGAUUCUCUGCAAAGGCAUCAACACCAGGAACUUCACUGUACGUGCCACAUAUUAAAUUCCUUUGGUCUGCAGCUGUGACAAAUGAUGGCCUAAAAUGGCGGCUACACCACCAAUGCCGCCCGGAUCAAACAGUUACCAAUUGAAUGGCACCAGCAUCACUAGCAGUAGCCUUCCAGCAGAAGGAAAUACCAGAGGAAGGAGCAGCAGCAACAAUAUAACCGAGGCAAUCCAUCAGCACUUUCUGAGGAAAAAGGACGCCGCUCCAUCGACAAGUCAGAGGAGUCGCUGCGGCAGCUAUGAGCAGCUGGAGCUGCUGGAGCAUUCACAGCCAGCAGCAGCAGAGGCAGCAGCAGAAGCAGAGCCAGAGGCAGGCCGCAAGCAGAGCACGUCCUGCCACUGCACGAACAUUAGUAUCAUGCACCUGUUCCACGAGAUGAAGCAGGAGUUCCCCACGAUACCCGAUGCCAUUGUGACGCAGUGCGUCAGCGAGAAUUGCCAUCAGCGCGAGAACUGUAUACAGAUGUUGAAGAAGGAACUGGCUUUGCAUCCGAUACCUGUCCAGAGCUACCCGGCCAAGGUGUUGCAACAGCAGCAACAGCAACAACAGCAACAACAGAGGCAGGCCAAGCCUCCCACCCCACUAAAGCCGUCGAGAGUGGCACCCGCACAGCCCCCAGAACUGAGUCAGAGUCCGAGCCAGAAUGGGAAUGGGAAUGGCAAUGGCGAGGCCAGCCCCUGCCCCACUCACAGUCCGAGUCCCCAGCCCCGGCAGCGACCAACCACGCUCAAUCUGCAGCGCCAACUGAACGCCCAGCUGCAGCAGAAGAUCCAACAGCGACAGCUGCGGCAGCAGCGCGACCUGCAGCCACCGCAGCUGACGCCCACGUCGCUGAACAAGCCGCUGCGUCGGGCGCCACCCCUGCCGCCGCCACCGGGCCCGCCGCUGGCCCCAAAGCCGAGCUUCUCCAACGAUUCCUCCUGCCUCACCAGCCCCAUGAGCUCCAGCGAAUCGGAAUUCUCACUCAACGCCGUCUCCUUAUCAUCACCGACGUCAGCAACAAGAGCAGCAGUAGCGGCAGCAACGGCAGCGACAGCAACAACGUCUCAACAGGCCUCUCCGGUCCGACACCGUUCAGUCAUCAAUCUGCAGCCGGAACUGCCGUAUGCACGCGAUUUCCUCAGCAACAGCAGUGCCCUCUCGCCAGCGUUGACGCCACCGACGCUGCCCGGCUCCCCAGGCUCUGCCGUCUCGCCCGGUCGCAAGAGCUUCACCUCGCUCAAUCUCACGCUGCGCCAGCCGACCGGCGGCGCCCAGUCCGCGAUCGACAUCACCGCCGGCCCGGCGCCUAGUGGCCAGGGCAGCGGCAUCACCUACUCGAGCGUUAGUUUCGACGCCCGCCGGGGGACGCACAAGAAUUUCCAGCUGACGGUCACCGACGAGGGUAGUGUCUUUAGCGCGGGCUGCAUCCGUCCCCAGGCACCGUACGCUGCCGCCGCGUGUGAGCCGCAGCAGCCAGCAGUUCCUCCGCCACGCCAGCCCCCGUCGGCAGCGGCGGCGGCGUCGCUUCUCUCCACCGAUGGACUUUCACCAUCGGACUGUGACAUGCCGGAAGUAUUCCCCUAUCCCACGCAGGCUCAGAACCACGUUGUCGCCUCCAACUACAACACGAACCAUGCCGCGGAAACUAGCAGCGGCAAUGACAACAGCGGCAACAGCAGCCCCGUCAGCAUGCCCCUCUAUGCGGGGGUCCUGGAGGAGUGCGAUCCUGAAGCUCGAGCAGCGACCAUUGAGCGGCAGAAGCAGCGGCGCGAUAAGCUGGCCAAUGUUUUGCGGGACAACAAGAAGCGACUGCUGGUCCUGGAGCAGGAGAUCAACAUACUGACCGAGCCUGUACCGGUGGGCGAAUCUGAAAGACUGGAUAGAGAUAUCAAGAAACUGACUGAGGACUGCCAGCGGCUGCUCAAUUUGAUCAACGAACCGCAAGCGAGUGGGUCUGGUCCUGCGCCAAAUUCCAUGAAUCGUCAGCUCUCGGCCCCAGCCAACAAUAACCAGCAGCAGCCACAGCCAUUCCCACGUCAACGACAGGCUGGUCGCUCCCAGGCGCCGCCCAGCUCAUUGCGUCUGCACUCUGUGCCGGCCCAGACAACGGGCCCUGAUUUUGUGCAGCACCACAGCAGUGCUCCGACGUCGGCGUGCCUGACGCCCCAGCAGCAGCAGCAACUCCAGCUGCAACAGGAGCCGCCGCCUACGUAUGCCCAGUACUACCAGUUCCAGCAAUAUCUGCAGCAGCAGCGACAGCAGCAGCUCCAACAAUUUCAACUGCAACAGCAGCAGCAGGCGCAGCAGCAACAACAGCAGAUGCCAGUGCAGCGUCCAGUAAACGACGAGGAAGAAUACCUAUCAGACUCGGACGUGGACGAGGAUGAGGAGCCACUUGACAUGUGGGCCUGCAAUAUGUGUACAUUCCGUAAUCAUCCGCAAUUGAAUAUUUGCGAGGCCUGUGAGAACGUUAGGAUCCAGCCGGGUAUGAUACGCAUUAUACCUAGCGGAAGUGGCCCUGGAGCUGCUGAUGGAGCUGCUGGCACCUCCACUGGGAGCCUCGAGCAGCAGCAGCAGCAACCGCAGCAGCCCCAGCAGCCAUAUGCCUUGCAUACAUAACCCAUCCAGAAUCGGAAUGCAAAGUUCUCCUAACAUGCAUGCGCUCGCUUUUGAUUGCUUACCCAACAGCCUGCAUGUGUCCCGCUGAUAAUGGUGGACUUUGAAACUGUGAUAGCAUUUAAAUUAGUAUCGUGUGGCCCUGGCCCUGGGACCGGCUCGAUAAAUUGGGGCUCUCAACCUGAAAGACAUGUCCUAGCUAGCCCCUUCAAUUUAUGAUUUAUUUAUAUUGCAAGUGCCUCAGCAACAGCAUUACGUUAACGAUAGAAUUAACAGCAACAGUUGCAUAGCUCUAAGCAAUGAAACGAAACAAAGUUUAUUAUUUUUAGCAACUUGAUCAAUAAAGAACGUUAUUUAAAUAUUUAAA